UAAACCUAAACCGAAUCCAUGGAAGACAUAUUUCAGACGAUUUCGUGGGGUUUAAACGAGCCUCGUCACUCUCAGAAACGCCCCACCGAAAGCUGCUCUGAAGAUGGUGAAGAGGAUUGGAGAUCAACUUCUCCGUCGCUACAAGUAUGGGAUCCAGGAUCCUUACUGUAUCCCAACUGGGUUCAGGGCCAGAAUCAACCUGCAAUAAGCAGUGGGAUUGUCCCAAGCCAGAUCAGUAAUGUUAGCACACCCCAAGCAUUUCAAUCUCCAGACAUGUCCACCGGUUCAGUUUUGAAACGGAACCUUUCAAGCUUACAUGGAUCAGAACGAGCUCAGAGGAAAAGGAAAAUCGAUCAGGCAUAUCGGGCAAGAUGCAGGAGUCUCAAAAUGGAAAUGCAAUUUAAUAUGGAGAACCUUAAAGGAGAAAAUGAUUCUUUAAUGAAAGAGAAUGAAUCCCUAAAAGAUGCUAAUUCUCUGAUGAAUCAAACUUUGAGAGAUCAAGAAAAAGAGAUUGAGCAAUUGAGGAGUGAUCUUCUUCAGAUUAAGUGCGAGUAUGAGAAGCAAAAUGUUCUUGUGCGAACACUUUCAGGGCUUUUAGCUGAUCCAAUGAGGCUCGAAAACGAGAAGUUAAAAGAUGAAAAUGCAUCAUUGAGGAAGAAUGCCAAUCUUAAUAGUAACUUACCACAACUUGCAGAGGAGAAUGCAAAAUUAAGAAUUGAAAAUAAAGUAUUCAAGGUGCAGAAUGAUGCUUUAUGUGGGAAGAUUAUCAGUGGACAGUGAC
Molecule: messenger RNA, 781 nt
Organism: Hibiscus syriacus
Lineage: Eukaryota; Viridiplantae; Streptophyta; Magnoliopsida; Malvales; Malvaceae
Exons: 4
Coding region: 19-780 (253 amino acids)
Source: RefSeq, a predicted model, not a curated record